AUGAGGGGCAAGCGGUCGAAGCAAUACCGCAAGCUCAUGUCGCAGUACCAGAUGACCUUUGGUUUCCGCGAGCCGUACCAAUGCCUCGUGGACGCCGAAAUGGUGCGGGACUCGUGUCGAUUCAAGAUGGAGCUGGCGCCCGCGCUGGAGAGGACUGUUCACGGAAAAGUCAAGCCGAGUACGCUGCGCACGCACCCUACGAUCAUCUGUUUCUUCCCCUUCGAGGGAUCUUCGGUUCGCGAUUCGGCUAACAUUGGCGAAAUAGUGAUUACACAAUGCGAGAUACGAAAACUGUACGGGCAAAACUCGGACCCGGGAGCGGCCGAGGCCAUCGAGGUAGCCAAGACGUUUGAGCGACGCCGCUGCGGCCACCACCCAGACGAGUACCCGGAGCCCCUGUCGACUGAGGAGUGCCUGGAGAGCGUUGUGGACCCCAAGAAGUCGGGCACCAACAAGCACCGCUACGUGGUGGCCAGCCAGGACAACAGCGUGCGGAGGAUGCUGCGCAGCGUUCGCGGGACGCCCCUCAUCUACGUCAAGAGGAGUGUCAUGAUUCUCGAGCCCAUGGCCGACGAGAGCGUCCAGGUGCGCGCUCGAGAGGAGAGGGCCAAGUUCCGCGCCGAGAUCAGGAAGCCCGUGGCUACGGGGAAGAGGAAACGCGACGACGAGGACGACGAGGCCGAUGGCGAUGAGGAUAGGGAGGGGCACAAGAAGGAGAAGAACAAAAAAAUCAAGACCAAAGGUCCCAAGGGCCCGAACCCGCUGUCUGUCAAGAAGUCCAAGAAGAAGGACCCGGCCCAACAGAACAAGGUACCGGCUAAGCGCAAGAGGCGUCGCAAGGGCACGUCUUCCAAGGGAGAGCAGCCCUCGACAGACGGAGCGCAGGCCACAGAAGCAGUUACGACGACGACAACAAUGACGACGACGGAUGGAGACGCCGAGUAG
Geosmithia morbida is the source of this 945-nucleotide messenger RNA. Its product is annotated as U3 small nucleolar RNA-associated protein 23. Gene Ontology annotation, molecular function: small ribosomal subunit rRNA binding. The transcript is spliced from 3 exons. The record is from RefSeq and is a predicted model, not a curated record. NCBI's taxonomy places the organism in Eukaryota, Fungi, Ascomycota, Sordariomycetes, Hypocreales, Bionectriaceae. Bases 1 to 945 code for a protein of 314 amino acids. Gene Ontology annotation, cellular component: small-subunit processome; nucleolus.